Messenger RNA from Scophthalmus maximus (turbot), 9438 nucleotides. RefSeq names its product eyes shut homolog (gene eys). Bases 250 to 9207 code for a protein of 2985 amino acids. Gene Ontology annotation, biological process: establishment or maintenance of epithelial cell apical/basal polarity; heterophilic cell-cell adhesion. Gene Ontology annotation, cellular component: protein-containing complex; plasma membrane. NCBI's taxonomy places the organism in Eukaryota, Metazoa, Chordata, Actinopteri, Pleuronectiformes, Scophthalmidae. The transcript is spliced from 49 exons. The record is from RefSeq and is a predicted model, not a curated record. Gene Ontology annotation, molecular function: calcium ion binding.
UAUCAAACUGUCCUGCCCUUUAAUCCAAUUCUAAGCUGCAGAAAUUGAAUUAUAGAAAGAAAACUUUUUUUAGAGGAGUCAACUUGCUUUUGCAAAUCACUAAUCAAAAUGCUUGUCUUUUCCCCCAGGCCGGUCUAUGUUGAACAGCAUCUCAUGAACUACGAUGCGACGUCUUUCCCCCUCCCAUUCGCCAGACUACAAAAGUUGGGUUCGAGAGACCUUGAUUGAAUCGGAUUGAAUCGAGGAAACAUGGGAGCAUCGUUGUUUCGCCUGUUCGCCGUCUUUGUGGCUGUCUGCAUGAUCCACUGUCAAACGGUGUGCAACCCGCGAGCGUCACUUGAAUGGCACCCCAAACAACAAACAGUCCAAGUGAACUGGUCUCUCCGAGGAGACAUCUGCAGAAGCACUCCCGCGUGUUGGGACUCUCAGGGGAGCGAUGACUCGAGCGGGCACCGCCCUAUCUUCCCGCAGAUGUGUCCACUUCAGCUGCAACACGGAGACAAACUGCUGGUGUCCGCCGACGAAUCCCUGAGGUCGUACGGCGUCAGACUCCUCAACGUCUCAGAGCGCAACUUUGAGAGCUGCUCCGCGGAUGGACGGACAGCCGAUCAGUUCCUUUCCCCCCACAAUAUAAACGAAAGCGCGCAAGUGGAGGCCAAGUGGCUCGUCCCCGGGCGCCAUUACUUCAUCGCUCUGCACGAGGGCGACGCGCAGCUGUGCAAGCUUGGCCUGAGGCUCAAUGUGUCCGUUAAAGCGCAACUUUGUCGGGGCUCUCCUCUGCUGCGACUUUGUUCUGGGAACGGUGUUUGUCAAACAGACCUCUGGGAAGGUGCAUACCACUGUCACUGCCACCAACGCUAUUCUGGGAGGUUUUGUGAAAAGUUUGAUGCCUGUAUGGAUAACCCGUGCGAAAACAAAGGAGUCUGUUUGAGCAAUGAAUCCACAGAUCCGAUGCACCGAACAUAUAAAUGUCUUUGUCCUCCACAUUUCACAGGUGUUAACUGCUCUGAAGUCAUCGGGAGGCAAAACUGUGACAGAGUUUGUGAAAACGGGACAUGCGUUCGAGCAUCGCCCGUGUCUUUCAAAUGCGUCUGUGACACGGGAGUCUCGGGCCCACCUUGUGAGAAGAAGAAAGCCACCUGUCAUCAGAACCCGUGCAGAAAUGGUGGCCUAUGUGACGAGAGCCCUGGAGGAUUCGUCUGCCGUUGUCCAGAAAGAUUCGGGGGCCUCUACUGUGAAUCCAUAUUUGACUUGGACUGCAUGUCAUACGCAUGUCAGGAGGAGCACAUUUGUACUGCAGGGGAGCGUGCCUCUGAAUGUGUCUGUGCAGAUGGUGGUGCGGCCCCGGGAUGCAGCAGGCAGCGGAACGCGUGCAGCCCAUCACCGUGUCUCAACAAUGGCACCUGCGUGUCCAGGGGAAAUGAUUACGUCUGCAGAUGCCUGAGAGGAUUUUCUGGGAAGAAUUGUGACGAAAUAAUUGACUACUGCAGGCUGCUCAAUAUCAACUGCCUAAAUGAGGGAUUGUGCUUGAGUGUAAUUGGCGGAUAUCAGUGUGUUUGUGCCCAAGGAUGGAUAGGGGAGUUUUGUCAGUAUGUAGGCAAUGCCUGUCUGAUUAAAACGAAUGGCUGUUUGAAUGGAGCCACAUGCAUUACAACAAGUCUGCCAUCAUCUCCCCCAAAGUACACCUGCAAAUGCCCGCUCGGCUUCACAGGAACAAAGUGCGAGACCGAGAUCAACGAGUGCGACUCCAGCCCCUGUCAGCACAACGGCACAUGCUCCGACUUGCUGGGACGCUACGAGUGCCAAUGUUCAACAGGUUUUCUGGGAGAGAAUUGUGAAGUUGACGUUGAUGCUUGUGCGUUACCCAACAACACAUGUCCACUAAACACUCAGUGUUUGGAUCUCCCAGGUGGUCUUGAACACACCUGCCGUGUUCCCUGCCCUCAAAACCUUCAACCUUGUGCCAACGGAGGACGCUGUGUCUUGAAUGAGGCCGGCGGCUACGCCUGUAUCUGUAUGCCUGGUUGGUCCGGUCACAACUGCCAUAUAAAUGUCAAUGAUUGUGUUCAACAUUGGUGUCAAAAUGGAGCCACUUGUGUGGAUGAGAUUGAUGGCUACAGGUGCCUUUGUCCCCGAGGAUACACUGGCGCUCGCUGUGAAGAGGACAUUGAUUACUGUGUCGGCCACCGCUGCUCCGAACACGGCGUUUGCCUGGACCAGCAGCAUAACUUCACCUGCCGCUGCAUGCUGGGAUUCGAGGGGUCGCUCUGCGAACUGGAGACAAAUGAGUGCAGCGGCUUCCCAUGUGCGAGGGGCGCCACCUGCGUGGACCAUAUCAGUGAUUAUCAGUGCCACUGUCCCCCUGGGUUUGAGGGAAGAACCUGCUCGGAGAAUGUAAAUGAUUGCUGGUCGCAGCCUUGUCUAAACGGAGGCUUGUGUAUGGAUCUGAUAAAUGACUACAUUUGUCAUUGUCCCCUUGGAUUCAAGGGGAACGACUGCUCCGUGGACAUUGACCUUUGCUCAUUUGGAAUCUGCAGUGAACAUACAUUGAUAUGCACCGAGACCAGAGGUGGACAGAAUGUCUCUUGCACGUGUGAAAGAGGGUUUGGAGGAGCAUUUUGUGAAGUAAAUCUCAAUGAGUGCGAGUCAAAUCCAUGCCAGAACAGUGGUAUUUGUGUGGACGGCACAGACGACUAUCAGUGCUUGUGCUCAGAGGGGUUUGAGGGCUUGAACUGUGAAAUCAACUAUGAUGAAUGUGUCCAUGGAUAUUGCGCCAAUAAUUCCACAUGUAUUGACCUGAUUGCAGACUACGAGUGCAUCUGUCCUCCGGGCUUUGCUGGUAAGAAUUGCUCCACAUUCGUCGCUGCGUGUGAAUCAGAUGUCGAGGUCUGCAAGAACGGAGGAACCUGCUACCGAAGCUCAACUGGAGAAAUACAUUGUAUUUGCCGUCCAGGUGUAACGGGCCAGUUUUGUGAGAUAAACGUCGACGAUUGUGAAGAACGGCCCUGUGGAGUCCUGAGCGUUUGUAAAGACACUCUGAACGGCUACAAUUGCUUCUGUGCACCUGGAUUUAUUGGAAGCAACUGUGAGAUUGAAGUGAAUGAAUGCCUCAGCCAGCCUUGCCUAAAUGGAGGCUCCUGCAUUGAUGAGCUCAACUCCUUCGGCUGCCAGUGUCCUCUCGGAGUCACAGGGGACCACUGUGAAGUCAACAUAGAUGAGUGCACGUCCUCCCCCUGCCUGCACAAUGCCACGUGUGUUGACCUCGUAAAUGGCUUUGGAUGUGUCUGUCCGCCGGGCUUUACAGGUACAAGGUGUGAACUUGACAUUGAUGAGUGUGCUUCAUCUCCCUGCAAGAACAGAGCCUCCUGCAUUGACCAGCCUGGUAAUUACUUCUGCCAAUGUGUGGCUCCGUUUAAAGGACAUAAUUGUGAGUUCUUACCCUGUGAGGCCAGUAAUCCCUGCGAGAACGGUGCAGUGUGUGUGGAGGAGUUGGAUCAGGACCAUUUCCCCCUGGGCUUCCGCUGCCACUGUCGCCGGGGCUUCACCGGACCCCGCUGUGAAAUCAACGUGGAUGAGUGCAGCUCCAGCCCCUGUUUUCACGGCUUCUGCUAUGAUGUUGUAGAUGGCUUUUACUGCCUUUGCAGUCCUGGUUAUGCCGGGCUGAGAUGUGAGCAAGACAUCGAUGACUGCCCGGACAGUUUGUGCAGCACCGACUCUGUUUGCAAGGACCUCCAUCUGAGUUAUGAGUGUGUGUGCCAUGCCGGCUGGGAGGGGGAGUACUGCCAACAAGAAAUUGAUGAAUGUUUAUCACAGCCCUGCAAAAACCACGCCACCUGCAAAGACCUUCUCGGCGGCUACGAGUGUUUGUGCUCACUGGGCUGGACAGGUGUGGACUGUGCGGAGGAUGUGAAUGAGUGUGAUUCAGGGCCCUGUCUAAAUGGAGCUCAGUGUCAGGAGUCAGACAUACCAGGGGAGUUCUCCUGCACCUGUCCCCCCUUCUUCCGUGGCCCCCUGUGCAACCAGCCUUAUGACCCCUGCGACCUCCUUCACAAUCCGUGCCGGCACAACUCCACCUGCCUGACACGCUCCAAUGGAACAGCCUCCUGCAGAUGCUCAGCUGGAUUUGAAGGAAGUUGCUGUGAAAUUGACACCAAUGAGUGCGCCUCAAAUCCAUGCCAAAACCAGGGCGACUGCGUGGACCAGGUCAACGGUUAUAGCUGUGAUUGUAGGAUGGGAUUUUCUGGCCUUCGCUGUGAGGAAGACAUCAACGAGUGCACCUCCAGCCCCUGCCACAACGCUGGCGUUUGUCAAGACCUCGUGAACAAAUACCGCUGCGUUUGCCCUCCUGGUUAUUUUGGAACGCUGUGCGACCUGGAUGUGAAUGAGUGUGAAGUUUCACCUUGCCUGCACGAGGGCAUCUGUAUCAACACACCCGGCGGCUUCAAGUGUGCCUGUCGCCCCGGAUACUCAGGGGCACGGUGUGAAGUUAACAUCGAUGAGUGCGCUUCAAACCCGUGCCAAAAUAGUGGGAGAUGCAUUGACGCACCGAAUCGAUACCACUGCUUGUGCCCUGAUGGCUUCGUGGGGCCCCGCUGUGAGGCCGACAUCAAUGAAUGCAUGUCAGCGCCUUGUCUUCAUGGAGGCUGCAUGGAUGGAGUAUCUUCGUUCUCCUGCCAGUGCGAAUCUGGAUGGACCGGCAGCAGAUGUGAGACGAACAUCGACGAGUGCGCUUCCAGUCCCUGUUUGAAUGGAGGCUCGUGUGUGGAUCUCACUGAUAAGUACGCAUGCUUCUGUCACGAUGGUUACACCGGGAAAACCUGUGAGAACGAUGUAGACGUCUGCAAAGAGGCUGCUCUUAAUGUCGCAUACUGUUUCAAUGGAGCCACCUGCAUCGACGGCGAAGGAUCCAACUUUACAUGCAGCUGUCCACCAGGUUUCAUGGGAGAGUUCUGCGAAGUGGACGUUAACGAAUGUUGCUCGGCUCCCUGCCACAACGGUGCCAUUUGCCAAGAUCUUAUUAACAGCUACGUCUGCCACUGCAGGUCAGGUUGGACAGGCCUUCACUGUGAGGAUGACAUUAAUGAGUGCCUUCCACAGCCUUGCAACCAGGGGAUAUGCAUUCAGAACGAUCCGGGCUAUGGCUACACCUGUUUCUGUCGUCCUGGAUUUGUGGGGAAGAACUGCGAGCACAACUAUGAUGAGUGUCUGUUGAAUCCAUGUCCAGAAGCAUUUUCCUGUGUAGAUGGCAUCAACAAGGUCAGCUGCCUGCCUCCUGUCAUGGAUGCUGUUCCCUUGGCGACUGCAGUGAAGAACAUAACACGCGGCUCCUCACCUAAAGUGCCAAUGCCGACACUCAGUCCAGCACCAACAGCUGAGCAAAGCACAGAUCGGAGCUAUGUUCAUUACUUUGGGAAUUCAUACCUUGAGUUUGAGGGUAUUGACCUCAGUGCACUCAAGCACAUUAUUGUGAGAUUUCAUACCCAAGCGGCCCGGGGAACUAUAUUUUAUGUGGACCAAGGACCUGCUAAUGGGGACUUCUUUUUCGUGAAGCUCUUCAUCUUGGAUGGAGUCUUACAGUAUACCUUUUGCUGUAACCAGGAGGAAGGGAUCACAUUGAUCAAUACAUUAAGUCGUGUUGACGAUGGCCUAGUUCACAUUGUUCACAUCAGACAACACUUGACCCCCUGUGAAGCAGAACUUACUCUUUGGGGCCAUGAGAAAAUCAAAAGUUCGGCAAGUAAUUACUGGUUGGGACACACGAUACAAAACACAACCCACAUCUUUACGGGAGGUCUGCCGCAACAUUAUCGACCUAAUCAGAAAGCGAAACCUUUCCAUAACUUUACUGGCUGCAUUGAAAUAACUGAGAUGAAUAACCUGAGGAGCUUUUACACAUCUGAUGCCAUCGCCCGCAGCAACGUAGACCAAUGCAGAUAUUCUUUAUAUGCUGGCGGAGCCUCAGCAACAGGCUCCUCAAGUUUGACAACUCAAUCGACCAGCCCUGACACACUGAGCACACCAACAAUGGCAGCUCCCACACAAACACCAACCCAUCCUCUGCAUGAACCUCAAGUUUGCCCUGACGGUUUCUGCCGCAACGGAGGAACGUGUCAUCAGCCGCAGCCCCCUGGUGGAGCUCUGCCUUCCUGUCACUGCCCGCUUCACUUUACUGGAACUUUUUGUGAGAAAGAUGCCACAGUAUAUAUCCCCUCAUUUGAUGGCACAUCUUAUUUGGAGCUGCAGCCUCUUGCGUUCCUCCUCCAGCCUUCUACACCUGCUCCUGCUGAGGACACCGCUGCUGUUCUCUGUCUGACAUUGAAAACAGGAUCUGCACAGGGCACCAUCCUUUACACUCAGGAGCAGAACUUUGGGGGCCAGUUUCUUCAUGUGUUCCUUCAAGACGGAACCCCCGUCGCUAAACUUGGGUGUGGUGGCAGUCACGUUUUGAAUGUAGCUGCGGACCAGAACAUCGACAAUAACAGAUGGAUACCAGUCACAAUCCGAUACAAUCUGCCUGUUGGCAAACAAGGAGGGUCAUGUAUGAUUGAAAUAGCUGCGGAUAAUGGCACAGCUCAGCGUCAAGAGGAGUACGUGUCGCAUCCCGUGUCAGAGGGAGCCCUUGGGCCCAUAUUUCUCGGGGAUGUUUCGUCCCACUGGGAGAUGCAUGACAGGAGCGCAAGGGGUGCGAGGAGAUUCAUUGGCUGCAUGAGGGAACUUCGGGUCAACUCAAAGGAGAUUUACCUGGUGGGCGAGGCCGUGAGAGGGAGAAACAUCAAGAACUGUGACCCGCCCGUCUGCCAACAUCUUCCCUGUCGUAAUGGAGGAACUUGUGUCAGCGAUGCCGAGGACUGGUUCUGCGAGUGCCCCCCGCUCCACGCCGGCCGGCUGUGCCAGUUCGACGCCUGCGAGCGCGACCCCUGCGGUCACGGAGCCACGUGCAUCCCAAAGUCACCGCUGGAGUUCGUGUGCCUCUGCCCCUACGGACGACAGGGUCUGCUGUGUGAUGAAUCCAUCAAUAUAACUCGUGCCAGAUUCGGCGGAAGGGAUGAGUUCGGUUACACCUCCUUUGUGGCUUAUUCCCCCGUCCCGAGCCUGAGUCUCUUCUACGAGUUCGAGCUGAAGUUCACUCUCGCCGACAACUCGUCUGCCGUGAAGGACAACCUGAUCCUGUUCGCUGGGCAAAAAGGACGAGGAAAUGAUGGUGAUGACUUCCUUGUACUGGGACUACGAAAUGGCCGAGUUGUGCACAGAUUCAACCUCGGAUCCGGUGUCGCAACCGUAGUCAGCGAUCGACUGAGCCACCGCGUCAACAUUCACACUGUCACGUUCGGAAGGUCCAAGAAAACAGGGUGGCUGAAGGUUAAUGGUCAACGCAACAGGACAGGAUCGUCUCCGGGACCCCUGGUGGGCCUCGGUGUUUUCAACCAGCUCUUUGUAGGUGGAUAUAAUGAGUACACCCCUGAACUGCUGCCACUUGGCUCCAGGUUCCGUCACGGCUUUCAGGGGUGCAUUUUUCACGUGCAGUUUCGCACAAGGAGAGAUGGAAAGUUCCAAGCUCUGGGACAGCCUGCGGGACAUCCAGCCUUCGGGCGCAGCGUGGGUCAGUGUGGAGUCACGCCGUGUGUUCAUAUUCACUGCAGCAACGGAGGGACAUGUGUAGACUCCGGCUCGUCUGUGUAUUGCCGGUGCCCGUUUGGAUGGAAGGGAGCUCUCUGUUCCGAGACCGUGUCCGUGUGUGACGUUGAGCACGCCCCCCCUCCUCAGUGCGCCCACGGCUCCAAAUGCAUCCCUCUCCCAAAUGGAUACACCUGCCAUUGCCCCCUGGGGACUGCGGGGCUCCACUGCGAGAAAGCCGUGACCAUCAGUGAUCCAUUCUUCAGCGGCAACCUGUCUUCCUGGAUGUCGUUCCGACCAGUGAGUAUCAGACACAGGGCCGUGUUGCAGCUGCAGUUCCAACCUUUGUCACCGGAUGGCAUCCUUGUCUACACUGCACAGCACCUCAGUGCCACAGCUGGAGAUUUCUUCUGCCUCUCCUUGAAAUCCUGGUUCGUCCAGCUGCGAUACAACCUGGGGGACAGCACCCACGUCCUUCAGUCUGUUGACAAGGUGGACCCAAGCGGCAGCACCUGGCACGUGGUGAGGGCAGGCCGAGUCGGCCACCAGGGCUUCCUCCGCCUGGAUAACAAGGAGGUCAGGGAAAACGUGUCCGAGGGGAUGACCACCCUGGACGUCACCACGGACAUCUUUGUCGGAGGCGUGUCCACCCUGAGUUUAGUCUCCACGGACGCAACUGAAGGGGAACCAAUGGGCUUCACCGGCGGCGUGAGAGAACUUCUACUCAACGAUCGAGAGCUUGAGUUGACAGAGAAGGGGGCAGUGAGUGGAGCAAACGUCGGCGACUGGGAUGGGACGGCCUGUGGGUACAAGGUCUGCCAAAAUGGAGGUCACUGCAGGGCAACAGGAAGUAACUCAUUCGAGUGCGUCUGCCCUCCGUCGUGGACCGGCUCUGUGUGUAACCAGUCCGUAGGCUGCGCAAACAACAUCUGCAAACGCGGUUCCUCGUGCGCCGCGUCCAAUGUGACCUCAUACCGCUGCAUCUGCCCCUUAGGAUGGGGAGGGAAAUACUGUGACACAGAAAUGUCCACGGACACCCUCAGGUUCGUGGGGAACUCGUACGUUAAAUACCGGGACCCGAGAUACUACACUAGAAAUUUAAAAUACACGCAGGUUUCCUUCAGCUUCAGCGCAAGCUCGAACGCCGGUUUGAUCGCGUGGAUGGGAAAGGCCGAGCAGGAAGACGACGACUACCUCGCAGUCGGACUGGAGAGCGGCCGCCUCAAGAUCGCGGUGAAUCUCGGAGAGAGACUCUUCCCCCCAUUGACUUUCAGAAAUGUCACACUGUGUUGCAAUAAACGGCAUCACGUCUCCAUAUCUCUGAACAGCACCGUCAUCCAGGUGUUCCUGAACAGUCAGAGGAUCCUGUCUGAAGACCUGGACCCGUUUGAGCGAUACGUGGCCCUAAACUACGGGGGCCAGCUUUACUUCGGAGGGUUUGAAUUGCACAGGUACGUUUCGAUCGUCACGUCAGGGUUGUUCUCAAAGGGCUUCGAAGGCAAUCUCGGAAAAGUUUAUUUGUUUGAAGACACCAAGCCGCUGCCGUUUCUCCAAGACAGUGAAGGUUUUAAUGUUUAUGAGGGGGAUGAAUAGCGGCGGGAGUGUGACUCCUCGCAUCUGCAAUAGUUGAAAAUUCCCUUUGCGACACAAUCUUGGCAGCGGUUGGGAUCCAAUUUUUCAAAAGGAAAGUUCACACUAAACUAUAUUUUACUACUUGUUUCUUCAACACUUUAUAGCUCAGUUAUCAUCCGACUUUUCUUUUUUUUAUGGAUUACAGUGCUUUUGCUGGCAUGUGUAUAUCGUCUGAAUCACAGCUGUGAGAAG